Molecule: messenger RNA, 1122 nt
Organism: Amaranthus tricolor (Joseph's coat)
Lineage: Eukaryota; Viridiplantae; Streptophyta; Magnoliopsida; Caryophyllales; Amaranthaceae
Exons: 3
Coding region: 1-1122 (373 amino acids)
Source: RefSeq, a predicted model, not a curated record
AUGAAAUCCCCAAAAUCAUCAUCUAGAAAACGAACCAAUAGAACACCUAAAAUCACACAACCUAAACCAUUAAAGGUGGUUCACCCAUCCCAACAAAUUGCAGCACCUGAGCCAUCAUCUCAAGAACAGCCGGGUACACCUAGUGUUUCAAGGAUGCAUGUGGGUAGCAAAAGACCCAUUGACUCUACCAUGAACAAAUCACUAUCAAAAUCAGCCAAGAGGGCAAAGAUUGCAGUUCCUAACAGUGCAGAAGAGAUAUCUAAAAAAAUGAUCGAAUCACUAAUGGCUGAAUAUUGUUGUAAUCCCAUAUACCCUGAUUUGAUGCGUGAGUUUAUUUUAAAAUUUUCAAUUGAUAAUGUUGUUUGUACUAGUAAAGUCAAGGAGGUAAAAAUCGAGUUCAAUAGUUUGACGUUGGGGUAUGGAGGCUUGUUGUCUUGGAUUUUUAGAAAAUUUGGUGUUCCUCUUGAAGGUUUAAACUUUCCUAUGGGUCCUAACAACAAAAUUGGUGCAAAGUGUUUGAAUAACUUGCACUUGAAAUUAUAUGAAAAUGGGAUCCUAGAAAAUGUUACUGAACAGAUUGAUGACCAUUUUGACAAAGAAGAGGAAAUCAAUAAAGCUGAUGAAGAAAAUAAGGAACAGGAGGAGGAGGUAAUUGAAAAGGAGGAACAGGAGCCUGUUCCCUCUACCAAUGAGAAGGCAGAAGGAUGUUCUGAAAGAGAACAUGAGGAAGUACCUAGUAAGGGGGAAACUGUGAAAGAAGAUGAAGCUGUGGAGAAGGACAAAGAGGAAAAUGAUGUUCGUAAUGAGGAGGUCUCAGUGCCUGUUGAGAAGCAGCCUAGUUCAACACCUAGGAAGAGUAGAAGGCUGACUUCUAAAGGCAAAAGACCGGUUGUGAUUCUUGAUGAUGACUCUACCUCUUACAAAACUGCUGAAACAAGCAAUCCUUCCUCACCAAAGCCAACCACACCAUUAUCCCAUCAUUUUCCAUCACCACCACAAUCACCUAUACCAUCUUCACCCCUACCAAUUCCCACUCACACCUCACCAAACCAUGGCUUUGACCAUACUACUGUUCCCACAGCCCCUUUAUUUUCUAUUCUCCUGAAGCUUAAUGACUUGUAA